AUGUUAUCUAAUGGCUUCAGGGGGCAGACAGUAGGGCUGCUUCGUCGCCAGCUGGCGCUCUCACCUGGUGAUGGUGGUGACGCCUGCACGCCGCCAAGAGCCCCACAACAAAGCAAGCGAGAAAGCAAAUCAAAACGGCCUUGGUGGCAAUUAUUGAAGCCAAGUAACUCAAGCUCACGGAUGACAGAAACUCUAGAAGGCCCAUCUGCGGGGGAGGGUGUGGCUUGGUCAGGCCAGCACAAGCCCAGCAGCGUGCGUCGUCCAGGGGAGCGAGUCGAACACACUACAAACGUGCCUAUUGGAAACGAACAGUCCGUGCAUUACCAAGCUAUGGACACAUACUACCCCUUUCCACUCCUUGGUGGUGUAGAAGCGCCUGAAAACCAAUCGCUGCGGGAACUAUUGAGGGAAAUACAAGAUAUUGCAACAUAUCUUUGCAGCUUCCACACGUCAAUGUUCAGCAGUAAUGCAAUCCUUACACAAGCAAUUGAUUAUGUUGCAACAUCGCGUCUGGUCGUGAGGCCAAUUGACACCAAUUCGGGGUCUACACACAUUGUAGCCGCUCUUGCACUGCAUACAACUUACACUUGUGCUCCUGCGGUUAUGUGUCUUCACUUCUGUGAACGCCUUGCAGAGGGACUCGAGGCUAAAUAUGCUCUGAACAAUGGCAACAGCUCGUACCUCAAUGAGCCGGGUCCUCCUGAUUCUCGGUUUAAGGCGUUAUAUCCCAGUCGGCGAGGUUGGGAACCAAGUCAUUUUAGACGCGACUUCGCUUGUGUAGCCGAAGAGAUGCUCACCAAUGUGCUGGCUGAAGCGGAAGAUGGCAGUGGGCUCUCCACACAAAAUGUCGAACAAAUGUUUCAGCUCUGUGGCAGAUUGUCUCGUAUUUCGUAUGGAUGGCACAACCGCCUACUUGAUGGCCCUUCGCAUGUACUUUUCAUGCGACUGAAAUCAUAA
This is a messenger RNA of Eimeria maxima, 957 nucleotides long. RefSeq lists its product as hypothetical. The record is from RefSeq and is a predicted model, not a curated record. Lineage: Eukaryota; Apicomplexa; Conoidasida; Eucoccidiorida; Eimeriidae. The transcript has 5 exons. Bases 1 to 957 code for a protein of 318 amino acids.